UCCAAAUUCAAUCUUUAAUACAUGGAGUUCAAUGGUCAGAGUUCAGGCACAGGCACAGGCUCAUUUCCCACAGGAAAGACUGCACAAGAGAAAGGUUUCAGCUAUGUCCCUAAUGCUUAUGUAAUUCCUGCCCCACACCGCGCCAGUUUGUCCCCGGAGAUCGCCACUGUUCCUAUCAUUGACAUGGCUUCUCUAAGAUCAAAUGAUUCCGCUCAAAGGUCCCUAGCCAUUCAAGAGCUCAGAAAAGCUUGCAUUAGCCUAGGCUUCUUUCAAAUAAUCAAUCAUGGAAUCAGUGAAACAGUAAUGGAGGAAGCACUCAACCAAGCCAAUGAGUUCUUCAACUUACCACUAAAGGAGAAGAUGAAGUAUAAGUCAGAUGAUGUUCGCAAAGCAGUCAGGUAUGGGACAAGCUUGAAAGAUGGAGUAGAUAAAAUAAAGUUUUGGAGAGUCUUCCUCAAACACUAUGCUCAUCCAUUGGAAGAUUGGAUAGACUCCUGGCCCACCAAUCCACGUAAUUAUAGGGAAAAGAUGGGACAAUACACGAAGGUGGUGAGAAAAGUGAGCCUAGAGAUAAUGGAAGCAAUAACUGAAAGCUUGAGUUUAAGUCCAACGUACCUCAGCAGCAAAAUGGCUGAAGGAGUCCAAGUAGUGGCAGUAAACUGCUACCCGCCAUGUCCACAGCCAGGGGUGGCACUUGGGUUGCCACCACAUACAGACUACAGUUGCAUAACCACAGUUCUUCAAAGCAACCAGGGCCUUGAAAUCAUGGACCCGGCUGAUGGGACAUGGAAGAUGGUCCCAAAAAUUGCUGGUGCUCUGCAGGUCCAUUUGGGCGAUCAUGUGGAGGUUCUGAGCAAUGGUCUUUAUAAGGGAGUCGUCCACAGAGCUACUGUCAAUUCUGAGAGAGCAAGAAUCUCCAUUACCAGUCUGCACAGUUUGGGAAUGGACGAGAAAAUGAAGCCUGCAGAAGAACUUGUGGAUGAACAAAAUCCUAUAAAGUAUAAAGACAGCAGCUUCGACGAUUUUCUCAAAUUCCUCUCCAGCAAUGAUCUUGCUGAAGGAAAGAGCUUCAUCAACACACUCAAAAUCGAGGAUUAA
Molecule: messenger RNA, 1098 nt
Organism: Benincasa hispida (wax gourd)
Lineage: Eukaryota; Viridiplantae; Streptophyta; Magnoliopsida; Cucurbitales; Cucurbitaceae
Gene: KUOX1
Product: KAR-UP oxidoreductase 1
Source: RefSeq, a predicted model, not a curated record